Parnassius mnemosyne (clouded apollo) is the source of this 228-nucleotide messenger RNA. Lineage: Eukaryota; Metazoa; Arthropoda; Insecta; Lepidoptera; Papilionidae. The record is from the annotation of a GenBank genome assembly.
AUGACAGCGACUGUUUGCCAACCGUCGUCGCUUCAACCUCAAUUAGGCAUUGCCGUUCCUGCGUCUGGGAGGAGCAAACGCACGCCUGCAAUGACGCGGUGUCGCCUGAACUAUUUGAACAACGUGCAUAUUACUAGAAUUAAUAAUGCCAAAGAAAUCCAAACAAACAUUAGAGCAGAAACGAAAGUGCGACCGAUUCCAAAAGCAAAGAAAGUAUGCAGAAAUUAA